This is a messenger RNA of Perca flavescens (yellow perch), 4916 nucleotides long. RefSeq names its product elastin a (gene elna). Bases 246 to 3395 code for a protein of 1049 amino acids. Gene Ontology annotation, molecular function: extracellular matrix structural constituent. The record is from RefSeq and is a predicted model, not a curated record. The transcript is spliced from 51 exons. NCBI's taxonomy places the organism in Eukaryota, Metazoa, Chordata, Actinopteri, Perciformes, Percidae.
GCAGCAGUGUCUGUACUGUUGGCAGGAGUGACCAGAAUAAAAACAGCAACACCAGACAUAGAGGAGGAAAAAAAGCGAAGUAAUCCAUUGAACCAGAGUCUUUGCCCUCUCUUAAUUACGUAUAGUCUCAUAUCUUUUCCCUUUUUCACUUUUUUCCCCACUCUUUAAGACUUUGGGCUUGUUGUAAUUAGAUAGAAGAGAAUAAAACCAGCUGAUCGGGAGAGGGGUGUGCAUUUUGGAGCGAGAUGGCUAACAGAAACAUUCUGUUGCUCUUCUGUGGACUCUUCCUCUUAGCACUGAUUCAGCCCUCUCUUCAAGGAGGUGUGUAUGUACCACCUGGUGCUGGGAUUGGACCAGGAGGCACUGGACCAGGAACUGGAUUCUUUCCAGGGUCUGCUGGAGGAGUCCCUGCAGGCUAUAAACCAGCUAAAGCUGCAGUAGGAGGUUAUGGAGGUGGAGUGCGUGGUGUGGGGCCAGGUGGUCUGGUGCCAGGAGGUGUUGGGCAUGGUGGCUUGGGCAAUGGAGGACUGGGAGCAGGACAAGGUGGAAAGCCCCCUAAACCAGGUUAUGGCAAUCUAGGAGUUAGUGGUCUUGGAGGUGGUGGCCUAGGAGCUGGAGGCUAUGGAGGAGGUGGUUAUGGUGGAGGCACCGGGGGCUUUUUCCCAGGAGCUGGACAGAAGGCUGCUAAAAGAGGUACAGCUGUAAGAUGUGCAGGAGGCCAUCUGCUACCACAUGGAGGGACUGGAGGAACAGGAGGAACAGGAACUGGAGCCGCAGUGCCUGCUGGAGUACCUGUUAUUCCUCAGACUGGCCUUCCAGGAGGGGGCGGUGCUGGUGCUGGAAAGAAAGCUGCCAAAGUGCCAGGUGUGGGUGUGCCUGGACUUUACCAAGGUGGACUGGUGCCAGGACAAGGGUUUGGUGGACGUGGAGUUCUGCCUGGGGUGGCCACAGGCACCGACCUUAAUCCCAAAUCAAUUGGAGGGGGGGGGCAAGGAAAUCAAGGACCAGGAGGCCGCGGGUAUGGUGGGCCAAUGCAGCCAGGUGUGUUCCACGGAUACCCCCUCAAAUCCCCCAAAGUGCAAGGUGGCUAUGGAGCAAAACCUGGAGGUGGCAAACUACCAUAUGGUUACGGCUUUGGUAAUGGUGAUGCUGGGUCAAGGCCUGGAUAUCCUGUAGGAACUGGAGUUGGGCCCGGGGGCAUCUCACCUGCUCAGGCUAAAGCUGCCAAAUAUGGAUUGGGUGGUGCUGGCAGUGUUGCUGGUGUUGCUGGGACCGGUGGACUGUAUCCAGGGCAGGUGCCAGGAGGAUUGGGUGGUGCUGGUGGUGUUGCUGGCACCGGUGGACUGUAUCCAGGGCAGGUGCCAGCAGGAGUUGGGACCGGCGGCAUCUCACCUGCUCAGGCUAAAGCUGCUAAAUAUGGUUUGGGCGGAGUUGGAGGUGUUGGCGGUGUUGCUGGCACUGGUGGACUGUAUCCAGGGCAAGUGCCUGGAGGUGUUGGUGGGUAUGGCGGUGCUGGUGGUGUUGGUGGCACUGGUGGACUAUAUCCAGGGCUGGUGCCAGGAGCGGGAUAUGGAGCUGGGUCCAAGGCUGCUAAAUAUGGAGUACCAGGAGGAGUACCAGGAGGAGUACCUGGGCGGGUACCAGGAGGAGUACCAGGAGGAGUACCAGGAGGAGUACCAGGAGGAGUACCAGGGCGGGUACCAGGAGGAGUACCAGGAGGUGCACCAGUGGUUGGAUAUUCACCAGCAGCCAAAGCCGCUAAAUAUGGUGUUGGUGGGUAUGGUGGUGUUGGUGGCACUGGUGGACUGUAUCCAGGGCUGGUGCCAGGAGGGGUACCAGGAGGAGUACCAGGAGGAGUACCAGGAGGCGUACCAGGAGGUGCACCAGUGAUUGGAUAUUCACCAGCAGCCAAAGCCGCUAAAUAUGGAGCAGGGGGACUAGGAGCAACAGCAGGACUGGGAGGAACAGGACUGGGAGGAACAGGAGGACUGGGAGGAACAGGAGGACUGGGAGCAACAGGAGGACUGGGAGGUGGAGGAUACUCUGCUGCUGCUAAAGCUGCUAAAUAUGGUCCAGGUGGUGCAGGAGUAGUUCCAAGUGGUGGUGCAGGAGGAGGAGUACCUGGAAGAGUCCCAUUUUUUCCAGGAUAUGGAUCUUUGGCGGCUGGUGCUAAACCUCCUAAAUAUGGAGUCCCAGGAACAGGCCUAGGAACUGGAGGAGUUCCAGGGGGAGCAGGACAGGUACUUCCUGGUGGUGCCGGCUAUGGUGGUUAUGGAGCUGGAGCUGGAGCUGGUGCUGGUGUGAAACCCCCAAAAUAUGGAGUUUCAGGAGGACUGGGAGGGACAGGAGGAAUUCCUGGUGCAGUACCGGGACUAGGAGGUGGACAAUACUCUGCUGCCUCAAAAGCUGCUAAAUACGGAGUUUUAGGAGGAGCUGGAGCAGGGUUAGGAACAGGAGGACUUGGAGGAGCAGGAGUAUAUCCUGGUGCAGGACUAGGAGGUGGACAAUACUCUGCUGCUGCAAAAGCUGCUAAAUAUGGAGGAGCUGGAACAGGAGGACUGGGAGGGACAGGAGGAACUGGAGGAGUACCCGCAGGAGUUGGGGCUGAAGGAUAUCCGGGUGGUGUAAAACCGCCAAAAUAUGGAGGCGUCACUGGAGUAGGACUUGGCGUGCCAGGAGCUACUCCAGGUACAGGUGUCAGUGGUAUCCCAGAUGGUUCUGCUGUUUUGGUGCCAGCAAAGGAUGCAGGUCCUGCUGGAACUCCUCCACCAGAGCCAACGCCUAUUGCUGCAAUUAGCCAGACCGCAGAGGUCCCACGGCCCAGUGUGAAAACAAACGUUUCUGGUGGAAUUAUUCAGCCUAGUGGUGGAGCAGGUAUUACAGUACCCUCUGGUGGUGUUGGUGUUGGCACAGGUGGCAAAGCACCUAAACCAUUCUUACCAGGUACAGGAACCGGUGUUGCUCCAGCCGGAGGUGGAUAUCCCUAUGGUGGAACCUAUGGAGGAGCAGGAAUCCCACUGGCAGCAGGAGGAGGUUAUCAAGGGGGAUACAGGCCAUAUCAUCAUGGUUAUGGUCAUGGUGGGUUGGCGUAUCCCUCUGCAGGUGGACUGGGAGGUGCUGGUGCUGGAGCUAAACCACCCAAACCAGGCUACGGCAAUCUUGGAGGUGGCAAUGUACAUCAGCAAGGUGUGGCUCCUGUGGCUCCUGGUUAUGGAGGAGGUUACCCCCAACAGUACUACCAAGGUGGAUAUGUACCAGCCCCACUGACUCCUCAACAAGCCAAAGCAGCCAAGUACGGUCCAUUGCAGGGCUUCCUUGGUGGUGCAGGAGGAGGAGGAGUCUACAGAGGUGGAGUUGCAGGAUGCGUGGGCAAAUACUGUGGGAGGAGGAAGUAGAGCCCACCAGCGUGACCUCAAGAAACCAUGGUGCUACUGCAUGAUCUAGAAUGUACAUUUUAUAUGCAAACAAACCCCAUUAGAAAACAUGUAAAGAUGUUUUUUUUACUUACUGGACUUCAGCGUCAAACCCACCGACCCAGAAUUUUGUACACGCCCUGAGACGUAUGUUAUUGAUAGUGCCUUUAAUCAAUAAUGUGGUCAAGUUAAUCAGCUUUAACUCCCUGUACUGCACCAGCCUUCUUAAAAUAUAGAGCGUGUGUUUGUGUCACCAUGUGUUGUUCUUGUGCAUCAAUGUGUGUGUGUGUGUGUGUGUGUGUGUGUGUGUGUGUGUGUGUGUGUGUGUGUGUGUGUGUGUGUGUGUGUGUUUUAUGGUUGUACUGUUGUGCGAAAGACUGACUGAACCAUCGGCUGCCAAUGUGACCUAUGAAUGAUUUCCCUUUCGGUUUUAAUCCUGAAACAAGGUGAACUGUCCUCAUUGUUACAGCCCACACUGUCUCACCUCGCUGUGCAGACCUUGUCAUCUCUCUGUCAGAGGGGUUGGGUUGGUCGAUGCUCGUCCAAAAACUGAUGAAAUCUGGCCAAUCUCUGCAUUGUCUCUGGCUCCCCGUCUUCUCUGCUGCUAUUUUUAGGCGUGCUGGGUAUAUAGCAGCGGGAAUCGGGGCUCCGGCCAACCCAUCUGCUGUCAGUAACUUUUGCUGAUUCUAGUUGCUAUGCAGUUCAGUUUUCUCAGCAUUUUUAAUGUUGCCAAACUUGUGAUGUAUGAAGAGCAGUUUCUGCUCUGAGGAACGACAUGACAAUCAAAAAGUGUUUGAUUCAUUACAAGAUGUUUAAAAAAAUGGGGAAAGCAGUGUUGCCUUUUAGUUCCAAGUAGAUUAAAGUGUAACUCAGAUACUACUCUGGCAUGUACAUUAUGUAUGUGUCAAUCUUUAAUUAUGUGUCUGAAAUAGAGCACUUCAAAUGUUUAGUCUCAUUGCAGCAGUUAUUUCCAUUUAAGUAACUUGUCAUUACAUGAUUAUUCAAGAUGUUUUGCACCAUGCUUUGACUCAUAGCUUCAUUGUUAUCAGGAACGUGUGAACAUAAAGCGCAUUUAUUCACUGUUUAGAAUUGUAAUACAGAAUAAGACUUUGUUUGAUGGGAGAGCCGAAGUGUUAAUGUGAGUCAUAAGCUCCCAUUGUUCUUCAUUUACUUGAGCUGCUUUUAAAAAGGCUUACUGACCAAAGGUUCAUGAGCGCUGUUGCCAAGUGACUCCAUCUCUUUCUGUAAUUGUGUACUGUAUUUUGUACUAAUUUGAUAUUUGCUGGCUUCGGUUCCUUCACUCGGUGCUGUGCAAGAACUGUCUUUGAGCCUGGGUCAGACCUUGUCUAAUGUGCCGUGGGAUACUCUUCAUCUUUAUUUAAAACUGUUUUUAUAAGGAGGAACAGUGUGGUUUUGCACUUUUUAUAUUUCCACGACACCCAUGUGACUUGUUCCAGCAUUUAUUUACUUCAUCAAAUAACAAAAUAAAAUGUGUUAAAAGUA